Messenger RNA from Procambarus clarkii (red swamp crayfish), 1983 nucleotides. Its product is annotated as cilia- and flagella-associated protein 57. Lineage: Eukaryota; Metazoa; Arthropoda; Malacostraca; Decapoda; Cambaridae. Gene Ontology annotation, molecular function: protein binding. The record is from RefSeq and is a predicted model, not a curated record.
GUGACGGCGGACGAGGGCAAGGUGGUGACGUGUGGUGGUGACGGGGUGGUGAUGGUGUGGCGGGUGGCGGAGCUCACUGACAAGUCCCCGGGGUUCGUGGCCGCCAGGGACAGGCUCCACGACCUCCCGCUGGUCCCUGAGAUGCUCGUCUCUCGCUCUGACCUCCAGAACACCAAGGAUCACGUGGAGGAGCUGGAGCGACGGGUGUCCUACCUGGCCAGGGACAAGGAGGUCCACCUCAACCUCCAGCAGCAAGAGUUCUCCUCUAGCAGGGACGCCCUCGUCGCCCGCUACCAGGCCAUCGUCGACCAGAUGAACGACACCAUACAGAGGCUGGAGAAGGAGCGAGAGAGCCUGAAGGAGAGCCAGAAGGAGGCAGUGUCUCAGCUCAAGUACGAGCACCAGGGGGUCUUGGCCGAGCACCAGCAGGAGCUGAGAAAGAAGCUCCUCUACGAGUACUCCAAGCAUGACAAGCUCGAGGCUAAGCUCAAGGAGAUGCAGCGGACCCUUGACAGACAAGUGGGAGAAGCAGUGCAGAGAACGAAGAAGGAGCUACAGGAGCGUCUGGAUCAACAGGAGUCAGUGAUGCAACAGCUCAAGACGGACCUAGAGAAGACGAGCUCGGAGCUAGAGCGAGAACGCAGUGAAGGGGCGGAGAUCGUUCGCCUGGUGGAGGCGUCGACGGAGGCGGAGCUGGGGCAGGUGCGGGCCAGCCUCCACACCCAGCUGGCUGAGGAACACCAGAACGUCAUCAAACUGCGCAGCGAGAAGGCCGCCCUCAGGAAGAACUACGUCACCAUGCAGAGGGAGUGUGAGCAGAAGGACGGCGAGGUGAAGGCUCUGGGGGAGGAGAAGGCCAAGCUGCAGUCGACCAUCCGGGGCCUGGAGCGGGAGCUGGCUGCUCUCAGGAAGGAGGUCAAUCACAGAGACGAUAUCAUCCGUGAUAGGGAGAACAAGAUCAGUAACACGAGAGAACGUGUCAGUGAGCUGGAGAAGCAGCGGUUCCUCCUCGACCAUCAGCUGGGCCAACUCAAGGAAGAGCUUGACCCACUGCAGACGGCGCUCGAGCAGCGAGCUCAACAAAUCAAGCAGCUGGAGGAGGAGAUGAACGAGACGCAGUUGGUGGUGGGCGGGAGAGACCGUCAGGUGAAGGAGCUGGGGCAGCGGCUGGUGACGGCGGCGCAGCAGGGGCGGACCCUCCAGCAGCGCCACCAUAUCCUCGCCACAGACCUCACCCGCGUCUUGGCCGAUCUCGCCAGCGCCGCCCAACUCCUCCACCAGCCCAAGAAGCUCAAGGAAGCUGUGAGGGCACUCAAUGACAAAUACGUCCGUAGCGGACGGCACAAGGAGUUCUGGACCAGACCUGACCUUGACAAGGUGACCCAGGUCCCCGUUGAUCCCUUAGCCCAGGGGGGAGGAGAGGACAUGCCCGGAGAGGUGAAGGAGGCGGUGCCGGAGCUACUGCGCCAGCGAGAGAUGCUGGAACGCUCCGUGGCCACUCUCCGGGCGCAGGCGCAGAAGCAGGAACGCGCGCACAAGGAUAAAGUUACUUCGCUUGUAAAGGAGAACAGUGAGCUGCUGGUGUCGGUGCGGACGCUGGAGGACAAGGUAUGGAGGCUGGAGGAGGCGGUGCGGCAGGCAGAGAGUCUGGCAGGACUGAGGGACCCCCGCUCCGGUAGGCGACGGGCUUCUAGGGACCAGCUGGUGCAGACGGUGACGAGGCAGGCGGACACCAUAGCCCGCCUGCAGGAGCAGCUCAGGGCCGUUCAGGGACAAAGUGGGGCUGGUGAAGCGGGCGCAGGAGUGGCUGUAGGGGACGGCGUCCUCAGCCCGGGCCGCCCGCACCAGCAGGAGCCAGUGGGCGGGGAAGUAGUGACAGACCUCCCCAAGCACGUCAUCCUGCCUCCCACACCUCCCACCAACCACAACCUCAACGCCCUCUCACUCACACACUGACGUUUGCCUGUGGUAUACUGACGUUUG